This is a messenger RNA of Loa loa (African eye worm), 273 nucleotides long. RefSeq lists its product as hypothetical. The record is from RefSeq and is a predicted model, not a curated record. The transcript has 3 exons. Lineage: Eukaryota; Metazoa; Nematoda; Chromadorea; Rhabditida; Onchocercidae. The coding region runs from base 1 to 273 and encodes 90 amino acids. Gene Ontology annotation, molecular function: acyltransferase activity.
AUGUCACCAUCAAACGAAAAGCCAAAAGUUUAUAUUAUUGGUGUUGGAAUGACCAAGUUCACAAAACUAGGAUCAGUACCAAGUUGGGAUUAUCCUGAUAUGGUAAAAGAAGCAGUAAAUAAAGCCUUAUCGGAUGCAAAGCUACAGUAUCGUGAUAUGGAACAAGCAGCGGUUAGUUAUCUAUACGGUGGUACUUGUUGCGGACAACGAGCACUUUAUGAAAUCGGAUUUACCGGAAUUCCUAUUUGCAAUGUUAGCUAUUUUUUCUAUUGA